AUAUCUACACGACUGAUUCAACUUAUCAAUGAUGGUAAUCGACUGUUGACAGAUGUAGAAGGAGUACCAGCACAAUACAGACCAACUGCUGAAGGCAUGUUGGCUGAAUAUACAAAAGCCAUCAAUCUUUUGCGCGAAGCACCAAAAUCUCAUCCAUCUGUGCAGUCUCUUGGAGUUGUGCUAUCCUCUGCCGAAGGCAUGAUUCCAAUUUUGGAGGAACAUGCGAACAAUUGGGACAAAUUCGAGCAAGCAAGGGACGCUGCCACUAGACUUCUUGAAGCAGUUAUCUUAAAACUCACAAUUUUGCAAGAAAGGAGGGAACUGGUUCCCCUUCCAGUAGGCGAGCUGGACUUGCAAAAUUUGAAGCAUUUGUAUGCAGACAUCGAGCGGCUUCGCAUCGCUGAGAAAGACUUGAACGAGAUAUCAUUAACUCUGCAACCUUUGCUUCAUGUUUCUCAAGAAGUUCGUUUCUUUACUGUUGAUCAAGAACGAACAGAAAAACUGUAUGAGGAAAUCAUUGAACGCUUAGCUGCAGAGAUUACAGCUGAAGCUCAGUUGAACAGAACACUAGAUAUACUCACAACUGAGCUUAACAACUGCAGUGAAGAGCUCUCAGCUGAAGAUGAUCACCAAAAAGACAUUUUGAGUCACGAGUCACUCCUUCUGGACAUCAUUGCUCAUUUGGAAAAUCAAAAAGUGAUCGUGGAACGCAGUGCACAAAGUCGCCGGUUUAUCGAGAGCAGCACCUCGUCUAGCCUAGAUCGACUUAUGCAGCGUGCUCAAGACCUUCUGGAAGCGCUACGACAAGCGCCACAAACGAGCAGGGAAUUAGCAGCAGCGGAAGAAUACGAUGUCGAUGCUGCUGCUGAAGUCCUUGCAGCAUUAUAUCCCGAGACACACCCUUACAGUGUGCUCGCUGAACAUGGAUUCGAGGGGCUUCCUUCAGAUACCGAGAGCGAGUUUGAAUCAUUCGACGGCUCCUCUUCAGGGAUGCUUUCCCCGAUUCCAGAUACCGCCACUGCUGUUGUGGCGGCUUCACAAUUCCGUCGCCAACGGUCGCGAUGGAGACGGGUUCUACGUACAGCAUUGCCACUUCAGGUUAGUUACAUUCAGCACAAACUUUAA
This is a messenger RNA of Strongylus vulgaris, 1125 nucleotides long. The record is from the annotation of a GenBank genome assembly. NCBI's taxonomy places the organism in Eukaryota, Metazoa, Nematoda, Chromadorea, Rhabditida, Strongylidae.